Cutaneotrichosporon oleaginosum is the source of this 7790-nucleotide messenger RNA. RefSeq lists its product as uncharacterized. Gene Ontology annotation, cellular component: site of polarized growth; cell cortex. The record is from RefSeq and is a predicted model, not a curated record. Gene Ontology annotation, biological process: cell morphogenesis. Lineage: Eukaryota; Fungi; Basidiomycota; Tremellomycetes; Trichosporonales; Trichosporonaceae.
UCAUUCUUCAUUCUCAUUCACCACUUCGCUUCUUGACAUAAGCCGUCUUGGGUGCCCUUUAUUAUCUGCAUUUGUUCAACGUUCAACUCCAAUCCCACGCAUCCUACACGAGGCGCCUACUCAGCUGCUGAGCCGCUGAGCAGAGGUGAACGGCCUCCAAGCCUAUUCACGACCCACCCCUCCAUCCCGCUCAAGCAACAUGGAGGAGAUUGUCCUUCCAGACUUCGAUGAGGACGACGACUACAGCCUCCCCUCCUUCCCCUCUAGGUCAGCCUUUGGACAAGGCACUGGCUCUCCCGAGUCGGACACCUCCUCCCGCAAUGACUUCAACUCCUCUGAUCACUCGGGCCUGCGGCCCUCCGGUGGCACCCUUCCCCGCUCAACUCUCCAGAGGAGCGCUCUGUCUCACUCAACUUCAUCCUCCUAUGCCGAUCACGCAGCUGAACCCCCACGACUAGGCAAGUUCUCGAAUGGUUCGUCCUCGUCGCUGGGCACCGUGCAGCCAGCGCUCGUGACCCCCGGACAAUUGUCAUCACCAGGUGCUGCGCUUCUCGCCUCAAGGAAGGGUUCUUUCGCCUCUCUCAAGAAUAUGCUCAAGCCAAACCAGCAGGGCUCAGUACCAGCUGUGCCACCCGUGCCCGCCAUGGACCGGCAGGGUCGCUAUCCUGCCCUCCAGAACCCAUUCCGCUCGGAUGCCGACCUCUCGGCCUCCCUGUCUGGGCGAUCGCGCGCCAACACAAAGGCUUCGGUCUCGGCAUCCCCGUCCUUCGUCAUGCACCAUGGUAGCAAGCAAAGCGUGGCGACGCUGCAUUCGUCUCAGCGAUCAUACGGCGGACGAUCAACAACAUCCCAAUCUUCCUCAAACUUCCGGGCCGAAGAGCACCCUGUGCCUGCCAUGCCGAAUAUCCACAGUCGGUCAACCCCUUCUAGGGCGUCUCGAGCAGGACGAGGAGGCAGCGAUACGAGCGUGCUUGCCGGUUUUGGACGGGGUGAAGACCCAGUAGCAUUUGGAAAAACGCCGGCUGAAGAAGCUCUCAAGAUUGUCUACCAGGCGUUUAGAGCGGCGGCUGAUGGCAAGAUUAAGAAGAUCAUGGCCAAGCCUGCGAACUCCUUCAUCGCCUUGACGUCCACUUUGGAAGCCGGCGCCGACGACGCGUUUGACGCAUUAAUUCUCUCAAUUGCCAACUGCACAAGGCGGCAUGCUCGGCGUGUGGUCGACCUCCUAGGCCUAUGGGUGCGCAACCACAUCGAAAGAGCACACUCCGGUGACGUGUACAUCUCCCAGUCGAUGGGGAUGCGUAUGGGCGUUGACGACGAGGCUACCGUCCUUGGAGCACGGAGAGUUUCGGCGGCGCGGUAUAUCUACUACCGGACGCUAAUGGAGAUUGUGCGCGUAGUUCCACGAGACCAGCUCGGCGACGACGUGGCUCUAAACCUCGAACAUUCGGCAUUCAGCGUGUUCCGCUCGGAACGGUCAGAGGACACGGUUCACCGGCGAGCGGUGUCAGGCGUGUUGGUUGACUUUCUGAGCGAACUGUCGAAGACUCGCUUCCUCACAGUGAGCGACAAAUUUACCCGGGAACUUAGUGCGCUCGCUUCGGCUGGGGUAACAAAGGACACGGACGCCAAGGUUGAGCACAUUCUUAAAGGAGCGCGGAAACUCAUCCUCAGGGUGUAUCCUGAGAGCGAGCUCGAAAUGGCGGCCGAGUUCAUCGAGACGCUGUCCGGAUUCUUCGCCAAUGCUCAUGGCGCCGCUCUCAAAAUUGCGUACGCUGAAGCGUUUACUCAUCUUCUUCACCCAGUCAUCGAGACAGCAACAGCCGAGGUUAACCAUCCCACUUGGGCAAGAGCAAUCGCUGUGGUUCUUCAACGAGCACUAUCUAUGGCGGCGAAGCCUCGUUACUGGAGUGUCGCCUUUCCUUUGGUCAUCGUAGCACUGGCAGUUUCGCCGCGCGAGGUGUUCAUGGAACACUGGCAAUGGUGCAUCGACACCAUCCAAGCGAAGACCAAGGAUAGGAACAUGCGGCUUAUCGGAAUGAACGCCUUUAUCCUACUCCUUUGGGUUUACCUCAACCGUAUCACUGAGAGCUCGACUUCGAGGCGAAAACGGCUGGAAGGUCUCCUUCAAGCAUACUUCCCUCCACAUUCCGGCCACCUUUUGCCAGUGGAGAUGCCACUUGAGGCAUUCGUCUCUGUCCUCCACUACGUUAUGGCGCGCCAAACCAAUUACGGCCAGGAGCUCAUAGCGGACUUCUUGCGGGACAGCGUCCCCAACCGUCAUCAAGACGGCUCGCCGCGAGACAUUCUGCACCCCGACCGCGCCUACGUUGCGGUGCGAGCUGCGACCUUAACCCUUCGAUGUCUCGGCAAUGACACGCCGGUCCGGCUACCGUUAAGUGCCGACUUUACUCGCUUCGACUUCCCCAAGUACAAGCCUGCGCCUGACAACUCGCUUGACAAUAUCCCCGAGGCGCAGGAGUAUAUUCAGAAAUGCGGGCCGCUGUCCUUGAACGUCCUUAUGAGCUGUGACCGCAUGGUCGGCCAUAUCCUCAUCUCGAGCGACAAUGUUAACGUCUCCGUCCAUGCAUCAAGCGCAGCCUGGGACUCGGUCGGUGACCAGGUAACCAGGAAACACGGCGAUGUCUACGUGGGUUACCAAGCCCGACAUGAGGCAAACUUCAGACUCCUCGCCGCUCUUCUCGAGCCUCUCCCUGCGCUACUGCCUACAGCUAAGGAGACACGACCACUUGUCGACAUCCUCUGUCGCUCCACUUUCUCAGCAUGUCCUACAACUUGCGAAGCAGCGGCCGAGACGAUGCGUCGCGUGGCUGACGACCCCAUCAUGUGCGCCACUCUCGUGGCUACAUAUCGCCACUUCCUUUUCGAAACGGACCAUGUCUUCAAGGGCGACUUUGUGGGUACAAGGCUACUCGAGUCGCAACUUGUGCGCGUCGUCAAGUUAUGGCUUCAAAUCCUGGAGAAACUCGCCGAGCAGCACCGCUCAAGCUCAGACGCAGACCCCAUGGACCCUGCGUUUGUCGCGAAGGUCGAGGGAUGCGGCCUCUUUCUCCUGUGCUCGACAAGCCUCAACCUUCGCAAGCUUGCCUACGGCGUCUUCUCGGCUGCUCGCGACCUCGGUGGGCUCGAGCGUGGCCCCUCAGCACCUUUCCGCAUUAGUCGAGUCAUGUUGGACGUCCCGACGAAAACGGCGUCGGUGCUUCAGAUGUUUGAGCACGAGCUUGAGCCUGCAGACAUUGUGGUGCUGCGUAAGCUGCCGGCCCUUACGCCCGCGGACAAGGCGCGACUGGAGUCGAUCAAGGGCCGUAAGCUUAUUCAGCUUGUGGCCGAGGGUGACAGCCCCAAAGACAGCGCUCUAUGGGCUGCCCUCCUCCCCGUCUUUGUUGGGAAGGUCAACGACCAACUGCCCGAUUCCGCCCUUGAGUUGCGCCUGCUGAUAGGCGGCCUCGUGCCGAGAUUACAGAGCCACGUCAGUCUGGUCGCAUCAGCAGCAAGUAAGCCUUUGCGGGCUACACCCAAUCGCGCGACUUCCGACCCCGGCCUCCUGGCAGAGCAGUGGCGGCUCUACCUCUCCGUUCUGUGCGGGACGAUGAACCCAAUGAAGAAAGUUCCACAUCACUUAAAGGGUGCCGCCUCUCCCUCAGCGGUCAUGACGACCACCGCACUUUUCGCAUAUCUUGUCCAGAUACUCACUUGGGAAGACCGGCGCUUCCAGGACGCGGCGGUGUUUGCCAUGGGCUCGAUUCGUGCCCCCGCCUUGAAAGCACUUGCUGAGCAACUACUGACAUUCGUCCGUCGGCUGGCCGACUCGUACAAAUCAACUCCCUCGCGCCAAAGCCGCCCUCUCGGCCACAGCGGCAUGUGGACGGCCGCUGCUCGAGUCUUCAGCUUCAUUUCACCGCUUCUUCUCGACGGGCGCGCCAACUCCUCUGCCCACCUGGAGAUCCUCUCGUCGUUCAUAGGCUUCGUCAAGCUCACGCUGACUCUCCUCUCCGACCGGCGCGAAGAUUAUGACCUGCAAAACUUGCGACGCGAGUUCUGCAUUGUCACUGACAAGCUGUCGACGGCCUUAGGCAAACUCGACUCAAGCGACCGCUUCUUGGGAGAGGAGGUGCGCGGAGCUAUCUUCAAGUUGUGCGCCGACUGGUGUCUUCUAGGCAGCCGGCCCGACGUGGUCAAGGCCCGCGAGGGCAGCAUUCUGCAAGCCGCUGCGGCCGCGUACGGUCCUGCUGGCUCGUCGCAAGAACGCGCGCAGUAUCUUGACGACGUGCAGUCGAAGACCAAGCUUCUGUCCAUCACAUCCGCCGAGGCCAUGGCGUCGCUCUGCUCCGGCAAGCUCAUCUCAGCAGCCGACGCGACUCCUGCAGGCCAAGCCUCCGAUCACAUCGUCGAACCAUUGACGGUGUUGCGGUGGAUUCGCGGCCUAUUCCAGCUGACUCCAACCAACUACCACGACACCGCCCGCAAGGCGCUCAUGGCACUCAUGAAGUACAACUGGGAUGUCGAGCGGCUUGCCGACGAGGUGCUCCACCAAUCCUUCGGCGAAGGGGAGCACUUCGCUCUCGAGGCGUCGUUCUUUGGCGUUGUCGCAGACAUGGUCUGCGAAGGGACCAUUGUCCUUCCGCCCGCUCAGCUGGCGUGUCUGUCGCUCUCCAAACUCGGCCACCCUGUCUCAGAGGUUCGGCAACGUGCCUUCCAGCUGGCAGAGUGGCUGUUUGAUGAUCCUGAGGAUCACGCCUCGCUUUCGACUGUGCUCCCGUCCGUUGGUAGCGCGGCUCCCAACGUCUACCGCCAAGCACAGCUGGAGAUGGCGACCCGCCUGGCCGCCAUGUUCCCCGACCUUGCGAUGCCCUUCCUCGAGGAAUGCACCAUCCGGCUUACCCAAUUGGAGGCGCCUCGCCGACGGGCGACGCUGUUGAUCCUGCCAGCAUUCCUGAAGGUCUUGGUUUUGGGCUCGGACAGCAAGGCUGAGCCCAACGAGGUCGCCCAGGAGCACCAAGCCCUCUCCAACCUGGUGUAUCUUGCUGUCCGUUUCUCAGAUGACCACCUCGGAGACAUUCGCGAGAUUCUUCUCAGCUUCGCCGGCGGUCCGGGUCGCUCGCGCAACACCAUGGCGCUCGUAAAGUUCUUGUUCGAGCAAGGUGCCAAACGAGCCAACCCUGACUUUAUGGUGCACGCACAGCAGAUCAUGGCUUGCCUUGCUGAUUCCCCGGCUGGGGACAGCAUAUUCGAGGAGAUUUGUCAGUUUGUUCAUCCCUCGGACAUGGCGACAAGUGCCCAAGCCGACGUUCCACCAAGCCCGAGUGGCAGUACAUUGGCCAAUCUCGAUGCUCUAUUCGCGAGCACCUUGCGCACCAAGCCGUUAUCGCAGGGACAAAUGGCUCUGCUGCUUGCAGGAGAGCUGCUCCCUUCCCGUCUCGGCCACCCACUUCUCGUGAGCCGCCUGCCAGCUAUGCUUCAUGUCGCCUUUAUUCACUGCGACGACCCCAACGCAACGAUGCGUGAGGGCGCCCAGCGUGUGCUCUUCCAGGUUCUGCGGACGUGGAUCAGCUCGCUGUCGAGAUCCCAUGUGCUCGAGCCUGCGGAGAGGGCGUCUGCAUGGCAGGCCGCUGAGCUCAAGACAACAGCACUUGCCCGCCAAAGCCAAGACCUAUUCUGGAAGGCAGACGACACUGGAAGCAUGGACACAUUCUCAUAUGCGCCGUCCCGCAUGUCGACCCUUGUGGCCAAGGUGCUUGGUAUACUUCAACAGGCACAUCCACAGCUGCGCCAGCAGUGGGGAUGUCUGGCCCUUGACUGGGCAACGUCGUGUACCGUUCGCCACCUAGCUUGCCGGUCGUUCCAAGUCUUCCGCAUCCUUACUCCGGACAUCAACGCACGCAUGAUGUCAGACAUGCUCGCCAGGCUGUCUUCGACCAUCGGAAGUCCUGCACCCGAGAUUCAAACGUUUAACAACGAAGUAUUGCGCACAUUGGCUUGCAUCGUGCAGUCGCUGUCGGCCGAGGAUAUGCGUAACUACCCGCAGAUCUUCUGGUGCUUGACAGCGUGUCUAGGAACGCCAUACGAGCCCGAAUUCAACGAAGUCAUUGAGCUCUUCUCGCACGUGUUGGACAAGACAAACUUGGCUGAUCCUGCCGUUGUCUCGCACCUCGUUUCCUUCCGCCCUGCAGACUGGGUCGGUCCGCCGCCUCAUCUACAGGCCCUGCUUCUGAUCGGUCUGCGCUCCUCCAAGACGGAUAUGAUGACCUUUGACCUUAUACGUCGCCUCACGUCGGUUCCGGACGCGGAGCUCAUCGACGAACCUGAGGUACGGCUGUUGCAUGGGUUCGUGGCUGCGCUCCCAUGGAUGUUGCACUCGACUGACCUCGGCGAGCCUAACGAGGAGCUGGCAGGAAUGGCAUCCGACCUUGCCGCCAUUGCCGAGGAACAGGGCAAGGCAGGCUUUGCGCGCCUUCUCACUUCCUUCGCCCACAACCGCUUCCGUUCCAAGGACGACUUCAUCCGCCAGGCUGCCAAACUGCUUCUAGAGUACAUUCACAGCCACGCGCUCGAGAUUGUCACCCACCUCCUUGGCUUUGUUCUCAACCAGAACGACUGGAUGAGGGACAAGGCGCUGCAGAUGCUGGCGCUUGUGCUCGCCAACUCGGAAGUGGUCCCGCUUCUGGCCCCGUUCAACCGCGAGUUGGUGCGCCCUCUUCUGCGCCUCGUCUCCACCAAGCACGCCUCUCUUGCUCUCGAUGUCCUGGACCUCCCACUCUUCACCGGCGGCGAGGUCUCCGAGCCGUGCGACGCUCUGUUCGGCCGUAUUGAAACCUCAGGCUGGAGUGUGCCCAAUGCCAAGGAGCGUUCCGAGGUGACACGGAGCAAUGUGCUUGCCGUCUUCAACACGGUAUCUGUCGAAUCGCGCGCGGCGUCGGCACAUUUCUCUGUCCUUCAGUUCUCCGAUCUCGCGACUGGCCCGAACCACGCUCCCGGUUGGGGCGCGUCGCAGCAGUCGUUUGAAAUGCCGUCCCCGCCCAUGUCAGUGCCGGACAACGCGUCAAUGGGCGACCUCGUCGGUGCACUGCACUCGCUCAAUCAGUUCUUUGACGACGGCCUCGACUCGACGCCAAAUGGCAUCACAACGUCGCCCCUGGCGCGCCGCGCUGGCCGCCAUCUGGGCCGCGUUAGCUCGACCGACUCCCUGCCCUUCAGCAUGGGUGGUGUGCGUGCCGUCCUGGCACGCGGCGCAAUGGUGCGGUCUGGAAGCACGAACGCGGUCGACGACAGCCAACUAGGCUAUUCGCUUGACCAGUCUCUCCUGAAGAGCACUGACUCGUUCGCGUCCUCGACUGACGCCACUGCCGCGCGCCCCGGCUCAGCGGCCAGUGGGCAGUCUGGCCGCCGCUCGCCAGCUCGCCAACAGCCACAGCCUGGCGACGUGAUCACAUUCGGCCCCAGCGGCGCGACAUUUCAGGGUGCCAAUGGGCGUAGCCGCAAUCUAUACGUGCACAAUGCGCACCAGCCGAGUUUCUCGUCCGAGAGUGAGUUUGGGGCGAUCAGCGACAACCACUUCUCCCUCGAGGACGCCGACGACAUGCUGGCGCAGCCGGCACGACCGUGGCAGGAUGGCGACCGCAGUCGCACGCCGUCGCCGCGUGACAAUGCCAACGUGUAAAAACUUGACUAGCAGACAACGACUAGCUUGACUCAUAGUAACCCACUCCCUUCCUCUUCUCACAACCUCUACCCCGCCUCCCUGCCACCCUCCACAUCAUGUCCUCUAUCCCACA